CGUCCUGUACCAUCUCUCUGCGUCCUCUCUCCUCCCCACGCAGCCCCAAGAGUUCAACGGAUCUUGAACAAACCCAAUCCACUGCAUCAUACUAGAAAACGGGUAAUUGAAGCGAUCUCUGAGCCACUCGUAUAAGAGGGGAUCCAGUACCAGGUUUCGCAGUUACACAUCGAAUUGCAGCAAUAGACAAGACAGGAUGAUUCUAACACCAUCCAUGGCGCCUCCGCCCGCCUUCAACUCUGCUACGCCAUCCGCACACGGCACGCGACCUGCUGUGGUGCAGCCACCCCUCACCCAAGCAUCUGCGAAGGCUCCGGUUCGCAAAGAGGAUCCACAAUGCUCAGACGCAAGCCUAUCACACCUGAAAAUCCCUUAUGUGCUUCUAGACGCUUCGGUGGUGACGCAUACCAUGGCAGCGAGGCUGGCCAUGUCACUGCUAGGCCACAUUCUCUUCCUCAAGAGCCAGAUUCCUUUGUGCGCACAUUCCGUUUCCUUUCUAUUUCGAGACGCUUAUCUCCGCCACAGCCCGGUGGUCCAGCUUGCCCGCAUGCCAGGUGGACGGUCCGAUACACGGGCAGCGAAGCGCCGAAAUGACCUCCUGGCCACAAUCGACACGCUAGAGUCUCAUAUGCACACGACAUUUACCGCUCUGUCUACUGCGCUCGCCCGUCGCAAGUCUCGAGAUGAAGAUGUUGCUUUGCCUUCGACGGGUACGGCGCAUCUAGCCUUUGUGCUUGGGCCGAGUGUCGGAGCUGCUCGUGCGCGGAUCGUAUACACUGUCAACGGCUUGGAAGUCAAAGUGUGGGGUGAACGAGACGAUAUUCCGGGUCCAUCUAGACAUCCACGGGCAGAGGAACCCGAUGCCGAUGACAGCGAAGAAGAGGAGGAAGCCGAAGACGACUCAGAUGAACAGAGCGGAAGCGGAGACGAAGAGUCCGAAGAUGACGCCGAAAACGCAGAGGAUUCAGACGUGAGCGAUGAGGAAUCUCCGUCCGGGCCGCCAUCGUCGCGGUCACCUUCACCUUCACCCCCAGCUUCCCGCUCCCAGUCGCACACAUCGUCGCCGACACGAGAGUUGUCAGAGAACGUUGCCCCACCACCAGCGCCUCGACGCGCCUCGGCGUCGCCACCGGGUCAAGUAUCCAGUCAGACAUACGCGGAAGAACAACAGAGUCUACGCACUGCGGAACGACUUCUCUCGCGAACCCUCGCGAAUGCUUGCGCAGAAGACGGCGGGGGCAUGUCCUCUGAGCUUGCCCCGACGCAAACCCACAUUCUACUCCGCGCACCGAGGCGAUUCGCGCACCCUGCGUGGAUCCCGAGGCAAAACCUGACACGUUCGCUUGAAGGGACACUCCAAUCUUUCCUCGAUGAUGCGUGUGCCGCGGACGACGCUGCACAGACCAAGAAGAAGGGCAUCGCAAGAGGAGCCAAGACAGAGGGUGUCUGGGUAGGGUGCAGUAGCUCGAAUCUCGCUGCUGGCAUGCAGCUUGGCAGCGACGUUGACGAGGAUGAGGAAGACGAGAUGAUCUGGUGGGUAUGGGACGGAAAGAUCGUUGGGUUCUCAGACUGGUGAACCCAGUUUGAAUACCACGAGGCGACGAUCUGAUUUAAUUUGGCUCGUCGUGGAGGACCGACACAGAUCGCACAUUGUUACCACACGUAUCCCUUGCCUGUACAUAUACCCCGCAGUGACGAAUACGGGAUGGUUCACAUCUAGGCAAGAUUCCUUACUAAGUACCCUGGCGCGUCCGGGUCAGAUAAGGAUAUCCUGAGGCACGAAGGUGUAAGGAAUUGUCCGUCUGCCUGGGGAGACCAUUGGGAGACCAGCUCAAUGAUUGUGAUGUCGUAAGUACAGAACUAUGCACUGACAUAGUACUGGCA
Fomitopsis serialis is the source of this 1884-nucleotide messenger RNA. RefSeq lists its product as uncharacterized. The coding region runs from base 197 to 1576 and encodes 459 amino acids. The record is from RefSeq and is a predicted model, not a curated record. The transcript has 5 exons. Lineage: Eukaryota; Fungi; Basidiomycota; Agaricomycetes; Polyporales; Fomitopsidaceae.